GUUCAUAUCUGAACAUUAUACUAUAAAAGCACCUGCAUUCUUAUUUGUUCUUGCAUCAACAAAACUUGCUACACAUUGAAAAUUACAUCAAAACAAGCACGAAAUUACACUUAUUUGAUUACUUGAAAAACAAUAUAGCUGCUAUUUAUUUUGGGUUAGAUCAAAUUUCAAAGUAAAUAUAGCAAUGGUUGUGGCAAGCAGCUUGACCAUGGGAGUGAUGAGCACCAAUGUCGUGAAAGAAGAUCUUUUUUCUCCUUACCAAUUGGGUAAAUUCAAGCUCACUCACAGGAUAGUAUUGGCCCCCAUGACCAGAUGUCGAGCUAUAAAUGAGAUGCCAAAUGAAGCACUUGAGAAGUACUACACUCAACGCUCCACUCCUGGUGGUUUUCUUAUUACAGAAGGCACUCUUAUCUCUCAAGCAGCCGCUGGGUUUGCGCAUUGCCCGGGAAUUUACACAGACGAACAAGUGGAAGCAUGGAAGAAAAUAGUGGACUCAGUUCAUGCCAAGGGCGCUAUUAUCUUCUGUCAAUUGUGGCACGUCGGUCGGGUUUCCAAUCAAGUGUACCAACAUGGCGGUGCACCAAUAUCGUCAACAAACAAAGUCUUGUCAGAUAAAUGGAAUAUAUUAAUGCCAGAUGGUUCACACGAAAAGUGCACCCCUCCAAGAGCAUUGAGCGUGCCUGGAAUUUUAGAGGUCGUCCAACAAUAUCGCCAAGCAGCUCUCAAUGCCAUUCAUGCUGGUUUUGAUGGUGUGGAGAUACAUGGAGCUCACGGUUACCUAAUCGACCAAUUUCUCAAGGAAGCAAUCAACGACCGAACAGAUGAAUAUGGUGGAUCAUUACAAAACAGAAUCAAGUUCCUCAUGCAAGUAGUACAAGCAGUUGUAGAAGCCUUAGGAGAUGAAAAAGUAGCAGUAAGAAUCUCACCAGCAAUAGAUCACUUUGAUGCAAUUGAUUCCAACCCACUAGCAUUGGGCCUAGCAGUCGUUGAUGGGCUCAACAAACUACAAUCCAACUUGGGCUCAAAGUUGGCUUACUUGCAUGUAACUCAGCCCAGGUUCACGGCCCGAGGUGUGGUAGAUAAGCCUGCUAAAGAAGCCCAAGCAGAUGCUCAAUUGUUGAGGAAAUUAAAGGAUGCAUUUGAAGGGAGUUUUGUGAGUAGUGGUGGGUAUACUAAGGAACUUGGGAUGGAUGCUAUUGCUCAAGGAGAGGCUGAUUUGGUUGCUUUUGGAAGGCUGUUUAUCUCUAAUCCUGAUUUAGUACAUAGGCUUAAGGUUAAUGCACCCUUAAAUAAGUAUGAUAGGACUACAUUUUAUACUCAUGAUCCUGUUUUGGGUUAUACUGAUUAUCCUUUUUUAGGGGAAGAAAUCCUUCAUUAAGUGCCGAGGGACUUGGUAUAGUAGCUUCAUUGUGAUGCAUGCAAUAAAAGAGUCACUGUUAUCAUUUUGUACGUGUGAUAUUAAUUUUUGACCUUCAUAUAAUUUUUCAAAUUUGUU
Molecule: messenger RNA, 1495 nt
Organism: Beta vulgaris subsp. vulgaris (sugar beet)
Lineage: Eukaryota; Viridiplantae; Streptophyta; Magnoliopsida; Caryophyllales; Amaranthaceae
Product: artemisinic aldehyde Delta(11(13)) reductase
Exons: 5
Coding region: 185-1378 (397 amino acids)
Biological process (GO): jasmonic acid biosynthetic process; oxylipin biosynthetic process
Cellular component (GO): peroxisome
Molecular function (GO): FMN binding; oxidoreductase activity
Source: RefSeq, a predicted model, not a curated record